UUCAGAAGGUAUUCCACCGACUACAAAGAUGGCGGGUUUGGCAAGGACUUUUAGCACAGUGGCUAAAAACAGCAAAAGUAAAGAAUGGGUCAACUAUUUCAUGAGCACGCAUUUUUGGGGACCAGUUGCAAACUGGGGCAUACCACUGGCAGCUAUCGGUGACAUGAAGAAGAGUCCUGACAUCAUCAGUGGGAAGAUGACAUUUGCCCUGUGUAUCUACUCCCUGUUGUUCAUGAGGUUUGCGUGGAAGGUCCAGCCCAGAAACAUGCUACUGUUCGCCUGUCACUUCACCAACGAGACGGCACAGGUCAUCCAGGGCAUGCGCCUCGCCAAACACCUGUACGUUGAUCCAUCUACAGAACAGGAUCUGAAGAAGAAGUCGGAGUGAACACCCAACUUUUAUUUCAGUGGGAUUACUAGACAAGUGGAGAAAAGUUAGACUCGCUGAGGUGAAUCAAUCGGUCAGGGUUGAAAAUGCUUUGUACCCAGGCUGUCCAGUGGACAGUGGACAACCUAAUUAAGGCCACAACAAUUUAAUUUGUUGGUUCUCGGAUUUUUUCAGAAAACAUAUGAAGCGACAGGGCAAAAAUAAAAAAUAAAAACAGGUCUAGGCAUCCUAUUAUAGCCCCAAAUGCUACGUUAGGAGCCAUGAAGUCAACACAAAAGGCUGGGUUAAUAUCUAAACAAUGAAUUUUGAACUUUUAAUCAAACCACUGCUUUGAUAGAUAGAAAACUGUAACAACUAGGAAGAAAAGGACUUUCC
Messenger RNA from Branchiostoma belcheri (Belcher's lancelet), 763 nucleotides. RefSeq names its product mitochondrial pyruvate carrier 1-like. Gene Ontology annotation, biological process: pyruvate import into mitochondria. Gene Ontology annotation, cellular component: mitochondrial inner membrane. The coding region runs from base 29 to 388 and encodes 119 amino acids. The record is from RefSeq and is a predicted model, not a curated record. NCBI's taxonomy places the organism in Eukaryota, Metazoa, Chordata, Leptocardii, Amphioxiformes, Branchiostomatidae. The transcript has 7 exons.